Molecule: messenger RNA, 2301 nt
Organism: Aedes aegypti (yellow fever mosquito)
Lineage: Eukaryota; Metazoa; Arthropoda; Insecta; Diptera; Culicidae
Product: sodium-dependent nutrient amino acid transporter 1
Exons: 7
Coding region: 226-2058 (610 amino acids)
Biological process (GO): sodium ion transmembrane transport
Cellular component (GO): membrane
Molecular function (GO): L-amino acid transmembrane transporter activity
Source: RefSeq, a predicted model, not a curated record
AAUGGUGUGUAUCUAGCGAUAGACCGACCACUUGCAGUCAAUUGUCAUAUCCAGGCAACUGAUGGGAGAACCGGAAAAGAACAUCGACUGCAGUUUUCUAUCAGCUUUCACACGACGCACUCCAAUUCCGAUCAAUCUCGUAAACAGAAAGUGUUGUAUUGAAUUGUUGAAUUCAAUCGAGGCGAUAUUUUUUAGUAGUUAUUUGAUUGAUGAUUUGCAAGUGAAAUGGAAACAGAUACUGUUUCUGAGUUAGAAUCGACACAGAAGAAAAGUUCCCAAGACCUGAAAAACAUCGAAGAUAAGAUCGUUGCUAGUCAUGACACAUCCAUCCCAGAGGAUGACGAAGAACUUCGUGAAAAAUGGGGCAAGAAAAUCGAGUUCCUGCUGUCGUGCAUAGCCCUAUCGGUUGGAUUCGGAAACGUAUGGCGAUUCCCGUACACGGCACUUCAGAACGGAGGCGGCGCCUUCGUCAUUCCGUAUCUGAUUGUGCUGUUCGUUGUGGGAAGACCCUUGUACUAUCUGGAGAUGGUGGUAGGUCAGUUCUCCAGUCGGGGAUGCGUUAAAGUGUAUGACUUGUGUCCACUGAUGAGGGGCAUCGGAGUGGGACAGACCAUAACGAUGUUCACGAUCGUCGGAUACUACGCAGCGAUACUGUCACUGGCGGUGCGAUACUUCGUAGACUCGUUUCGAAGUCCUCUGCCGUGGAGCGAGUGCCAGCGGGAGUGGACCAAUUGCGUAGAUUCUAGCUUUAUUGGACAGAUCCAUAAGGGAGAGGGCAAUGGGAGCGUCGUCCCGUCAGCGGACUUGUAUUUUACAAAGACGAUAAUGAAUCUUCUGCCAAACAUUGAUGACGGAAUAGGAUUUCCAGAUUGGAAGUUAGUUUUGUGUCUACUGGUUUGUUGGACGGCUGUCACCGGUCUACUAAUCAAAGGGAUCAAGAGCUCUGGAAAGGCUUCGUAUUUCCUUGCGAUUUUCCCAUACGUGAUCUUGUUGAUUUUGCUUAUUCGAGCCUGCACGUUAACUGGGGCAAUGGAAGGUUUGAAGUACUUUGUCACACCCCAGUGGGAGAAGCUUCUGGAACCUUCGGUUUGGUACGCUGCAGUGAGUCAGUGCUUCUUUUCCCUAACUAUUGGACUGGGUGCAGUGAUAGUCUUUGCUUCGUUCAACAGCUUCUCCACCAAUAUCUACCGUGAUGCCAUGAUCAUCUCGGGACUUGACACCAUAACAUCCCUAAUAUCCGGAGUCAUAGUGUUCGGAGUGGUUGGCAACCUAUCGCACAUAACUCAGCGCGAAAUUCCCGAAGUGAUGAAGGCUGGUCCACAGCUGGUGUUCGUUAUAUAUCCGGACGCGAUUGCUAAAAUGGAUUUGGCACCGAACUUAUUCGCUGUGCUGUUCUUCUUCAUGUUCACCAUUUUGGGCUUGGGAACCAACAUUGGAAUUGUGACCACCAUUUUGACCUCGGUCAGGGAUCGCUUUCCUCAGCUACAGAACUGGAAAGCUGUGGUGAUGAUAGCCAUCGCCGGAUUCGCAUACGGAUUGGUGUUUAUAACUCCGGGUGGUCUUACAGUUUUGGACGUGAUUGACUACUACGGAGUGACCUUCCCUACGCUUACGUUGAUCAUCUUUGAGAUGAUCACAUUUUGCUGGAUCUACGGGGUAAAUCGACUGUGUGCGGAUAUCAAAUUCAUGUUGGGCAUUGAAACGGGUUUGUUUUGGAGGAUAUGUUGGGGUUUUCUAACUUUGCUAAUCAUCGUUGCCAUCUUCUUGUUGGAGGUCAGCAGAUAUAAACUAAUGGAUGUUCCUACCGGGAUCAAUGUUUUCGGAUGGUGCCUCUAUUCGUUUAUAGUUCUUCAAACAGUCGGAUGGGCUUGUUAUGCAGUUUUUAAACAACCACAGCGAGGCGCACAAAAGUUUACUGAAACUUUGAAGCCAACUUCAGACUGGGGACCCGAAAGUGUCUCUCUUAGGACCAAUUACACAGAAAUGAUAAAUCACAAGGAAUCUGUAGGGAAAGACAAAAGUAUUUGGAGAAAGCUGUACUUGAGAGUUUUUGAAUAAGAUAGUUUUAUUUUGAACAAGAAAUUAAAUUAAAAAAAAUGAGGAAAAUGUAUCUUUUUAUUAAUUUAAGUCAUACAAGGCAACCAACAAAAACAAUCAAAAUCAUUCGAUUCACACAGCUCUACAUUACAUAUGACAAAUUCGUCAAUAAUAAAGAACAAUUUUGUUCGACUCAAUAUAGCAAUCGCUUCACAGAAGAACAGCUAUGCUCACAAUAAAGGACAAUUUCGUCACCUCUAAAUA